AUGCCGCACCCCCGUAUCCCCGGAUUCGCGGCCAUGAAGCGUGCUGACCAAGGCGCCAAGCAAGAAACCCGCCCCGAGUCUCAAAACAAAGGAGUUACUCUUGUUGAGAGUUUGGCACUUCGCAGUGUCACGACAGAAAAGACUUCCGGUCUCAGACUCGUGAACAAUUCUCCUGGUGGCGGGCACCAGGAGAACGUCGUUGCCAAAGUCCCUGGCCUCGCGGGGACUUAUGCCGCGGUCAUAGACAACCCCGACAGCCUCAUAAAGGCAUACAGAAUACUCCCGCGAGGCAGAAUCAGCGUGAUCUUUGCUGUGCCCCCGAACGGGCCGGGGGCCAGUAUGACCUCCACCGAGAUUCCGUGGUCGGCACUGAAGGCCGGAGAGGACGAAGCCGCCGCCACACCAGACACACCAGAGAACGAAAGCAACGACGACCAAGCCCUCGACGACGGCGAGGCUGUUUUUGAUGAUGACGAGACCGUCGUCGGAGAGGAUCACAGCCUUAAGAAGGGGGCUCGUGAAGAGGACACCGAAACCUCUGCUCAGCCAACUACCACCACCACCGCGCCCGCGACCGAACCGGAGGUGCCCUACCCAGACUUGCUGGGAUUAUUCAUUUAA
Messenger RNA from Fusarium musae, 621 nucleotides. RefSeq lists its product as uncharacterized. NCBI's taxonomy places the organism in Eukaryota, Fungi, Ascomycota, Sordariomycetes, Hypocreales, Nectriaceae. The coding region runs from base 1 to 621 and encodes 206 amino acids. The transcript has a single exon. The record is from RefSeq and is a predicted model, not a curated record.